GUACAUUAGAAAAUCAGAAACACUGGGAUAGCAUAUUCACAGCUAGUAGUGGGGGUCACUUCUGAAUUAGCAAAGAGGUCCCAUGGUCACAGUUGGAAUGAAGGUGCCACUGUCGUAGUACUUUUUUAAUGUAGUGUUUAUAGAAACAUAUAAGAGGAAAAUUAUUUUUUCACGGUCAGUGUUAAAACAUUCACAUUUUUAUGUUUUGUUUUUAUAGUAAAUCAUGACAACAGUUGAGGAUUAUACAAAGAUUGAAAAAAUAGGUGAAGGGACUUACGGAGUUGUAUAUAAAGGUAAGAACAAGAAAACUGGACAACUAGUUGCAUUGAAGAAAAUAAGACUUGAGAGUGAGGAUGAAGGAGUUCCUUCAACAGCUAUUAGGGAAAUUUCCUUGCUGAAAGAAUUAAAGCACCCAAAUAUUGUUUGUUUACAGGAUGUAUUAAUGCAAGAAAAUCGGUUGUACCUGGUGUUUGAAUUCCUUUCUAUGGAUCUCAAGAAAUACCUGGACAAUAUUCCUAGUGGGCAGUUUAUGGACAAGAAGUUAGUGAAGAGCUACCUCUACCAGAUUAUACAAGCCAUCCUAUUCUGUCACCAGCGAAGAGUCUUGCAUCGAGAUCUCAAGCCACAAAACCUACUUAUUGAUCAGAAAGGAGUAAUUAAAAUUGCAGAUUUUGGUCUGGCACGAGCCUUUGGAAUUCCUGUACGAGUAUAUACCCAUGAAGUGGUUACAUUAUGGUAUCGAGCUCCAGAAGUGCUACUUGGCUCUCCGCGUUACUCAACUCCUGUAGAUGUCUGGAGUAUUGGAUGUAUAUUUGCUGAAAUGGCUAACAAGAAGCCACUGUUUCAUGGAGAUUCUGAGAUUGACCAGUUGUUUCGUAUUUUCAGGUAA
This is a messenger RNA of Limulus polyphemus (Atlantic horseshoe crab), 889 nucleotides long. RefSeq names its product cyclin-dependent kinase 1. NCBI's taxonomy places the organism in Eukaryota, Metazoa, Arthropoda, Merostomata, Xiphosura, Limulidae. Gene Ontology annotation, biological process: G2/M transition of mitotic cell cycle; mitotic G2 DNA damage checkpoint signaling; protein phosphorylation. Gene Ontology annotation, molecular function: RNA polymerase II CTD heptapeptide repeat kinase activity; ATP binding; cyclin-dependent protein serine/threonine kinase activity. The transcript is spliced from 4 exons. The record is from RefSeq and is a predicted model, not a curated record. Bases 224 to 889 code for a protein of 221 amino acids. Gene Ontology annotation, cellular component: nucleus.